Zingiber officinale is the source of this 3045-nucleotide messenger RNA. RefSeq names its product phosphatidylinositol 4-phosphate 5-kinase 2-like. NCBI's taxonomy places the organism in Eukaryota, Viridiplantae, Streptophyta, Magnoliopsida, Zingiberales, Zingiberaceae. The transcript has 8 exons. The record is from RefSeq and is a predicted model, not a curated record. The coding region runs from base 453 to 2726 and encodes 757 amino acids. Gene Ontology annotation, molecular function: 1-phosphatidylinositol-4-phosphate 5-kinase activity; ATP binding. Gene Ontology annotation, biological process: phosphatidylinositol metabolic process.
UCCAAUCGGUCGUGAUUGCGUCUUGCACAGAACAGGCGAUGGAGAUGCGGUGGUAACGUGGAGCACAGCGAACAUGAUAUCGUUAAGAUAGAUAUAAAGUGGGGACAAUUUCGGCGUUAUAUUUACACUGCCGCCUCGCUUCGGUCUCUCUUCGUUGCAGGUGGAGGUGGACAUGUUGCCGAAGCUACAGGAAAGCCGGAGCGGCAGCUGACGCGUCUCGUCUGAUCUCUUCUUGUCUUCUUCGUCGAUCCUUAUUUUUCUUAGGAAUUGUUGAGGUUUUUUGUUGUGGAUUUGAGAUUUGUACUGGAAUCGCUCGCUUUUGGCGGGUGCAUUUUCUUGGGGAUUUGAUGCGAAGCGGGGGAACCAAGGCACCGGAUCGGCGUUUUCCGGGGAAGGAAUGCUCGUCGCAGCCGCCGGCGGAUUAGGUCUUUUGGUCGUGGUCGCGGCGUAGAAUGCGGCGUUUCGCUGAGGAGGACGGCGGGGAUGCGGCGGGUGAGGAGGAAGAGAGGAUGCCGGCUCAGGUUGGGAGUAGAUGUCCUGGUGUAGGUGUCAGGAGAGUGGCUCCGACCAUUGGCCAUGGUGACGGGGAGAUGGCGUUGGAGAAGGCGCUGGCGAAUGGGGACUUUUAUGCUGGGGAGUUCUCCGGGAACGCCCCGAAUGGGCGGGGGCAGUACAUGUGGUCGGAUGGGUGCGUGUAUGAAGGGGAGUGGCGGAGGGGGAAGGCCUAUGGGAAGGGGAAGUUCUCGUGGCCGUCCGGCGCCACCUACGAUGGUGAUUUCCGUUCCGGGGGGAUGGAGGGCUUCGGCAACUUCAUCGGGGCAGAUGGAGAUACUUACCGUGGGCAGUGGGUCGCCGACCGAAAGCACGGUUUCGGCAGCAAGUCCUACGCCAACGGCGACUACUACGAGGGCUUGUGGCGGCAAAACCUCCAGGAGGGCCACGGUCGGUACGUGUGGCGGAAUGGCAAUAAGUACGUCGGCGAGUGGCGGGGCGGCGCCAUUAACGGCCGUGGUGCUCUCAUCUGGGCUAACGGCAAGCGAUACGACGGCCAAUGGGAUAACGGCGUCCCCAAGGGCAGCGGCGUCUUCACUUGGCCUGACGGCAGCUACUAUUUUGGUAGCUGGAACACCAGCGAGCACACGGCCCUCAACGGAUCGUUCUAUCCGGCGCCCAACACUGUUACUGCGUGGAAGACGAGCUCCUUGUCUCAAUUGGACGAUGUGUCGGUCACAACAUCAGCCCCCGUAGCAAGGAAAACAUCAUCGGUUGAUGAUGAACGAGCUACCAGGAGAAGCUCGGUGGCAGAAAAGGGCUUCCCAAGGAUUUGCAUCUGGGAGUCGAAUGGUGAGGCUGGGGAUAUCACUUGCGAUAUCAUCGACACUCUUGAGGCAUCAAUGCUUUACCAGGAUGGAUCAUUCUUGAACCAGACAGGUGGUGCCUUCAUUGCUACGGUGCAGCGGCGACCAACUCCCUGCUGUUUUUCAUUUCCAGAGGUAAAAAAGUCAGGGCACACAAUAUCGAAGGGGCACAAGAACUAUGAUUUGAUGCUAAACCUCCAAUUGGGGAUAAGUUAUUCAGUAGGAAAGCCAGAUUCAGCUCGGUUGAGUAAACUCAAGAUGUCAGAUUUUGACCCAAUGAAGAAGUUCCAGACAAGAUUUCCACCGGAGGGAUCAAAGAAUACUCCGCCACACCAGUCGGUUGAGUUCUGCUGGACGGAUUACUGCCCUAUGGUCUUCAGGCACCUGAGGAAGUUAUUUUCAGUGGAUCCUGCAGACUACAUGUUAGCUAUUUGUGGCAACGAUGCUCUGAGGGAGCUCUCUUCUCCUGGGAAGAGUGGGAGUUUCUUUUUUCUAACACAGGAUGAUCGCUUUAUGAUUAAAACAGUGAAGAAAUCUGAAGUGAAGGUACUGAUUAAGAUGCUGCCUAGUUAUUACCAUCAUGUAUGCCAGAAUUCAAACUCAUUAGUUACAAGAUUCUACAGUGUCCACUGUGUUAAACCUAGUGGUGGUCAGAAGGUUAGGUUCAUUGUCAUGGGUAAUUUAUUCUGCUCGGAAUACCGCAUCCAUAGAAGAUUUGAUUUGAAAGGAUCAUCAUAUGGGCGUACAACUGGCAAGACUGAGGAACAAAUUGAUGAGACGACAACACUCAAGGAUCUUGAUCUAAACUUUGUUUUUCGCAUUCAUACAUCUUGGUAUUUGGAGCUCCUUAAACAAAUCAAGCAAGACUGUCAGUUCUUGGAAGCUGAGGGGAUUAUGGAUUACAGUCUCCUGGUGGGAGUUCAUUUCUGUGAGGACAUUGCACCGUGCCUUGGUUCCCCAAAAAUAUCUGGCAAGAAGGCAACAUUUCAGUGCAGCGACACCUGGCCUGACUCGGUGAAAGUGUCAACCUGUCAAGAUAUGGAUCAGAUUCUCAACACAGGAAAAUCACUCAUCCGUUUGGGGUCAAACAUGCCAGCAAUUGCCGAGCACGUUACAAGAAGUGAAUCUGAACUAGUUCUGGUAGCUGGUGGUGGUUUGCCCCCACUCCUUCAAAGCGGCAAGUUCCAUGAUGUGUUUCUCUACUUUGGGAUUAUUGAUAUCCUCCAAGACUAUGACAUUACCAAGAAGUUGGAGCAUGUCUACAAAUCACUGCAAACAAACCCCAACUCCAUCUCGGCAGUUGGCCCGAAGCUCUACUCUAAACGGUUCCAAGACUUCAUAAGCAGAAUCUUCAUAGAAGAUGAUUGACACAGCAUUAUUUACAAUGCUUCUGAACUAUCAAUAGGAGGAACGGCGAUGCGCCGCCAAAUUUCAGCAAUUGCCAAAAUGUUACAUGUAUCUGCAGCUUGAAGAAGAGCACAAGCUGCAGUCUACUACAAGAGGAAAGCACUACCUGAUCAUAGAAGCUAUUUUAAGGCGGAUGUAGCUGAGUUUUCUAGCUCAGCUCUGGAGAAGAUAUGUACAUGUGUAUUGGAAUGAGGGAGAGUUGAAUUCCAUUUUUUUUCCUUUUAUUUUCUUUGCUCUUUUAUUUCCUGGAAGAGAGAGAUUUUUAAGCAAACUGUUGCUA